CUAAAGUUAAUUUAAGGACUAAUAUGCUCUUCACACCAAACAUUAAGGGCAAAAAUGCAUCUUAUCCUAUAUUGAUAAAAGUGAAGUUUCAGUUUCAGUUAUGAAUUGUGAUUUUCAUUUAUGAAGCUCAGUGGAUUUGGAAUAGUCCAAAGGAAGGGAACACAGCAGCAGCAGCAGAAGAAGAAGAAAUGGAAUUAGAAAAGGUAAAGAGAUAUCUGGAGAAAGGAGGCGAAGAUGACAAGAACGGAUCGACAAUUGAAGGAAUGCCUCUCAGAUUCUUUGAACGCUUUAUAAUGCAAGGGAUUCACGUUGACCUCAUCGAAUACGGCCGUCUUGUUUGUUCCAUGAAAGUCCCUCCUCGCCUUUUGAAUUCUGGGAAUUUCUUGCAUGGUGGAGCCACUGCUACGCUUGUUGACUUGGUGGGUUCAGCUGUGAUAUACACUGUUGGCGCCCCUUUUACUGGAGUUUCUGUUGAAAUCAACGUUUCUUACCUGGAUGCUGCUUAUCCUGAUGAAGAAAUUGAGAUUGAAGGAAAGGUUCUACGCGUUGGCAAGGCUGUUGGAGUUGUUAGUGUUGAGCUCAGGAAGAAAAAAACUGGGAAAAUAAUUGCUCAGGGGCGUCACACCAAGUACCUUGCUUUUACUAGUAAAAUGUAAAUGGUUUGCUAAUUCACAGCUUCUCCUUAAUAACUCAAUUGCUUCACUGGAAUGAACAAUGUAUUUGAUACAUAUUUACCAAUAUAUUAUAUUCUAUGGAGUAUGAGAGAUUGCAAA
Ricinus communis (castor bean) is the source of this 773-nucleotide messenger RNA. RefSeq names its product acyl-coenzyme A thioesterase 13. Gene Ontology annotation, molecular function: fatty acyl-CoA hydrolase activity. The record is from RefSeq and is a predicted model, not a curated record. The coding region runs from base 189 to 656 and encodes 155 amino acids. The transcript has 3 exons. Lineage: Eukaryota; Viridiplantae; Streptophyta; Magnoliopsida; Malpighiales; Euphorbiaceae.